Molecule: messenger RNA, 2496 nt
Organism: Helicoverpa zea (corn earworm)
Lineage: Eukaryota; Metazoa; Arthropoda; Insecta; Lepidoptera; Noctuidae
Exons: 7
Coding region: 440-1474 (344 amino acids)
Source: RefSeq, a predicted model, not a curated record
GGGGGCGAGCGACCGCACGAACGCGCCGCGCACCGCUCUGCUCCACAACCCCCUUAUUCUAAUUUACGUCACUUGUCUGUCAAAACUCAGUCGAACAAAUAAGCCCACGGACCUAGUUAAUUAGACGCGUCCCCAGAUGGAAGUUUUCAUAAAAUUAAUUCAUAAACACUACGGACUAUGAAGUGAUUAAGUUAACCGCUUUUUUGUGCGAGUUUCAAGAACUGGAAAACUUUUUGAAGGACUUCGUGAUACUGUUUCACUGGAUGUUUGUAGGUUCAAUGGAAAGUGGGAUUGACAUAAAAUGUGUGUGAUUGUGCGUCGUAGGCUCGUGAUCGCGUGAUAUUGUGCGAGCGAGUGACUGUACUGUGAACUGUGGUGCACUAUAAACUAAGAAGGAUUGUAGUGGUUAGUGAACUCCGGAUACGGAACAUCAGGUGUUAUGGAGGUCGUACCAUCAAGUGGAAGCCGCAUCCUCGUGGCGUUCUUUGCUACCGUUUUCUGGGGAAUGGGUGUUCGAGGUCUUCACAACUUAGAGAUCAACGUUCCAAACGCAGUGCUAGUAGGAGAAACUGUAACUUUAGAAUGUAGCUGGCAACUAGAAGAUGAAGAGGCUCUAUACAGUGUGAAAUGGUACAGAGGACGAGAGGAGUUCUACCGGUACAUUCCAAAAGAGUUGCCACAUACCAGAGUGUUCCCACUGCCAGGAAUUGAAGUAGAUAUAUCUCGUUCAGGCGCCCGGCGGGUGGUGUUACAGCAAGCGACGCCGGCGAUGGCGGGGCGGUUCCGAUGCGAGGUGUCGGCCGACGCGCCUACCUUCCAUACAGAAAUACGAUCAGCACCCUUAGAAGUCGUUGAGGCUCCUGAGUGGGGACCUAAGCUGGUAUCGGACCGGUCAUGGUACGGCGUGGGGUCCACGCUGCGAGCAACGUGCGCCUCGCCGCCCGGCCAUCCACCAGCCAACCUGACCUUCGCACUAAAUGGACGAGAGAUCGACAUGGAAUCUUUCUUCCACGAAUUGCCGCCGUGGUUCAAAUGGGAUCCGCCGCCGAAGGCUGAGACCACGACAACGGAGAUGCCAGACGACGAUGUGAAUUUCAAUAUAUUUCACGACGAAGGAAACAUACAGUAUUUAGACGAGUCGUACAUAAAUCUGCAUAAAGAGGAGAUAAGGAGGCCUUCGAAGGAGAGCCUGAAGCCGGCGUUCGAGAGGACGGGUCCAGAUAACAGGCUGCCUUCGGUGGGGGAGGUGUCUUUCGUGGUUCGGAACGAGGCGUUCGAGCGUGGCAGUCUCCGGCUGACCUGCAUAGCGAGCAUAUACAACCUGUACGCGGCACGCGCCGAACUAAUUUUCGAUAUGGAGCAACCAGAGGUUGCGUCCGUGCUCGGCGUCCGUAAUAGCGCAGUAGAUUCAACAUGCCGUAGUCUUUAUCGAAUAGUCACCACCCUUAUCCCGCUGUUGUACAGCGUCCGGUAGUUCGUUCAACAAAUCAUAUUAAUUAAGUACAAAAUUAUUUUUAAGUAAUCGCUCUUCGUGUACAAUCUCUCAUUAUGUACAAAUUCAUUGAACAUAUCCUAUUUCAUGAAUUUAUUAUUUCAUUAAACCAUGAUGACUUCCAAGUAAGUAUCCAAAGAUAGUGAUGUGACUAUCAUGUGUUUUAUGUUAUGUUUAAAAUUAUAAUAUUUGUUCAUAUUCCCCUUAGUCAUAGGUCGAACAGGCCAAACAUAGAUUUAAUAAACUGAAUUAAUCUGAAGAUAAGAUUAGAUGAAUUAAAUGAUGAAUUAUAGUAGAAGUUGUCUUAAAUAAGAAAAGCCAACUGUUACCUUACUAUACCUAAAUUAUAUUUUAUAUUAAUGGUUUUGAUGACACAUCUCAACGUUUAGUUAUUUAUCAAAACCAAGACAAGACGUUUUUACCUGUAAAUAUUAUCAUACUGUGAAUAGAAAAAAUCUGGUGUUUUAAUAAAAUUAUCUUCAAGACGUAAAACGUUUCCGCUGUCACGGACUAAAACUAUUUGUAAAUAAUAAUGUGAUAGCUAAUAAUUAAAAUUACUUAUAAUAGAAAAUCUGUUUCGAACUAUGUAAUACCUAUGUGAAACUUAUCUUCCAUACUUACAAAGUAUCAACGGUAUAUUAAUUAUAAAGAAAAUUUAAUUUCAUUAUAAGUUGGGGCAUAUUUUUUACCCUUGACAAAGACUGAUGAGUAAAGAUUAAAGCGAGGGAGAUACAUGUCAUGUGGUUCUGUUCUCUGUAUAUAAAAUUGUUUUCUACUGAAAUCUCUACCGUUUUAUUGUUAAAAAUAUAAUAAUUUUAUCGAAAAUCUCCAUUAUUUAUGAAAAUGGAGAUUACUAUCACUUUUUAAAGAAAUUUAAAUUUCGGACGUGUCAAUAAGAUUAGCUAUCUGUUACUAAAUAUUUGUAAAUAAAUAGUAAUACUGUCUAAAAACUAUGUAAAUGAAUAUGAAUGAAUAGAAUAAAGGAAUAUGUUGGAUUUGUCUAA